Molecule: messenger RNA, 3213 nt
Organism: Brugia pahangi
Lineage: Eukaryota; Metazoa; Nematoda; Chromadorea; Rhabditida; Onchocercidae
Source: the annotation of a GenBank genome assembly
AUGUAUAAAUCGGCAAGUGAUAAGGCUUCAAACGAAGGUGAAUUGAUCAGUAAGAGAGAUGUGGGAAAGAAAGUAAUUGUAGGACGAGUUGGUUCCGGUACAUUAAUGUAUGUUGGUCCGGUAGAAGGUAAGACAGGUAUUUUCUGUGGUAUUGAAUUGGAUCGUCCUGAAGGAAAGCAUGAUGGUACCUAUCAAGGUAUUGCAUAUUUUCAUUGUGCGCCACAACAUGGCAUAUUUGCGCCUUCUUAUAAAGUGGAAUUAUUACAACAAGUACCAAAAUUAGUAAAACGUGAAGCUAAGUUAGUACGAUCAGCAAUUCCGGCAAUUGCUGGCGGUGAUAUGAUAAUGUCAACAGAAGAUCGGACAGUACAAUCGGCAACAGUACCAUCUAUGGACAUUAGUAUGACUUCAAUCAGUUCAUUUGGCUCUUCAUCUAUUCUCGAUCGCUCUAUGAUGAUGAGUGGCAGUUGGAACAGUGAUGCAAUGGUCAAUUCACAAGCAACUUAUACAAUUACCGCCCCGAUAGGCCGAAGUAAUUAUCAGUUACUGGAAGAAAUCGAAUGUCCAAAUGAACUUAUUGAAUUUGACGAUGACAUAUCAUAUCCGACAUUAAACACUAGUCUAGUGCUUGAGGAAUCUCGUAUUGGAGUUGAUCGUCUUCCGAUCGUGGAUGACAAUUUAUCCACACCAUUAGUGGAGUAUAUUCCUAAUACUGAUUCACAACACUAUCAACAACAACAACAACAACAACAAUUACAACAACAACAACAAUUGCAACAACAACAACAACAAUUACAACAACAACAACAACAACAUGAUUAUCUGUUAGAUAGUAGUAGCUAUACGAAUUAUUAUCAGCCAUAUCAGGACAAAACGGAUUUAUCUAUCACUGAGCUUACAACUAAUUUACCAAUAACACAAUUUAUUCAUUCCGAUUUAUUAUCAUAUGAAUCGGAAUUACCUCAACAAGUACCAAUUAUCUUAUCACAUACUGAAAGGAUACCAUCAAGAAUGAGCAUUGAUUCAACAUUAUCAGAUGAUAUCAUUGUUAACACUCAACAAUCAUCUCAUAAUCUAUUGGAACAAACAACUCUUCCUGAACAUGAAUUAACACCUGUAACACCUACAACAAGUACGGAAGUAACAGAGCACGAAUCAAACAAUUAUAAAUCAUUAAAUUGUAAUUUAACAAUUAUCACUAAAGAAUUAGAAUCGAAAGAACAUUCACAACAAAAGAAUAUAGCACCAGAAAAAUUGGAAAAUAUCAGAAAGGAUGAGAAAAAAGAAAGACCUAAAAAGCCAAGACCACUAUCGAUACGAGAACUUCAAAAUGCUCCAGUACCAAUACGACCUCAAAAAUCAAAACCACCGUCUAAAUCACAAUUACUAAUGGAAAAGCUUAAAGCAAGCAUUGAAGCUGAUAAAUUGAAACCAAAAAAAGAUGUCAAAUCAAAACUUCAUGAUUUAUUGAUUGUAUCAGCAACACCUGUUCGACGUAUGCAAUCACAAACGAUUACUGAUGAAAAUGAAGAAGAAAAGAUGCCUGCUAAUGAAGAAAACAAAAAGAUGAUUCAUCCAUCAUCACCAAAUGCAAAACGUCGUCGAAAUGAAGCAUUGAAAACGGUAGUAAAUUCAAGAGGUCAACCUGGACGACUUCGUUCAACACAGCAAUCUAAUAAUGUCACCAACACAAUGACAGCUGCAUCACGACCAGUUACAAAGCAAAAACAAUUAUUAACUCAGCCAAAAACUUUUCAAAAAGGCUCACUUACAGUACGAUCGGAAAAGUUGAAAAAAGAAAUUCCCAAAGAGCUACCUACUUUAAAUUCUAAAUCAAUACCUCAAACAUCAAAUAUCACAAGAACAGAACCAUUACAUUCCGGUUUACCUACAUCAUCUGCAGCACAUUCAUUACUUAAAGUUCGUAAAACCGGGAAGCAACUUACACCAAUGACAAAUGAAACGCACCAAGAUGACACUUUGAAAUUAAAGAGAUUAACAGAUGCUGUUCGUGGAUUUGAUGUUCUUGCUGUUGUCUUCGGUCAACAAAUUCAAAAAUGCAAUGAAGAAUUACAUGCAGCGCUUGAACAGAAUAAGAAAUACGAAUCUCACGUAAAAGCAUUAGAAAUUAAAUAUGAGGAAUUACUGAUAGCAGUAAAUGCUGAUCACACUCGACAAAUUGAUAAUGUGAAUCAAAAUCAUGAAGAUGAGUUAAAUUCCAUAAAGGAACGAUAUGAAAAACAGUUAGCAGAAUGUAAUGAUGAAUUAAUGCGAACAUUAGAUGAACAACGUUGCAUUCAUGAAGCGGAAAUUGAACGCCUUAGCCGUUCCAAUCAAAUUCAAUGCUCUAAUUUGGAUAGUAAAUUAGCGGAAGCGGAAAAAGUUUUGGAAGAACUCAUCCGAGAUAAGAAAAAUCUUGAAGCAACACUAAGUAAAGAUACAAAUGAAAAAGUUGCGGAAUUAUCAAAAGAAAUUAGCAGCUUAAAUACAGCAUUGGAAAUUAAAUCAACAGAAAUUAAAACGCUACGACAUUCAAAUGCAAAAUUACAAUUGAAAGUGGAAGAGAUACCAUUAAAAGAUAUUGAAAUAAGCAAGCUAAAGCAUCGUGUUCGAGAAUUAAAAAUAUUGGUAGAUCAAAAAACUAAUACGGAAAAAGUUUUGACAUCGAAAUUUGAAGAGUUACAACGUUCUGCGCGUAAUCAAGCGGUAAUGUCUGAAUCAAUGCUAAAAGAGAAUGAUUUAUUGCGAUACAAAAUUGAGGAAAUGGAAUCGUCUACAUCUGAGGGUGAACCAAAUUCUGUUAAAACUAAUUGUGCAAUAAAAUAUCGUAGUCCACAAUCAAUGAAUGUUUGUUCAACUCGUUUAUGUCAAAGUGAACGAUGUCCUAUUUCUUCCACUAUUCCACAUCGAUCUUCACAAUCACGUGGUGAUGUGAUGACUCGUUCAGUGAUUUCAUUAUACCUGGAACAAGGUCGUAAUCGAUUUAGCAAAGGAAAUAUUGAUACCAUUUAUACACCAGAAGGAACAUUCAUUGCAAAAGAUCGUGGCUGUUCACAAAGGUUAUCAUUUGAUGAUGCACAUGAUGCAGAUGAUGAAGGAACUCCUCGUCUUACUCGAACAAAUGAGCAAUCAUCAGUUACCGGAGGCAAUAAUUAUCACGAAACAGCAUCAAGAACAACGGGCACUGUAAUUGAUAGUGGUAUUUCAGUUUGA